ACGGAAUAUUUUCGUGGUACAGUUAGGGCGCCACUUGAGAAACGAAACUACUAGAGAACAGCGUCUUCUGCAGGAAACUGAACUAGACCAGGCUCAAAUACGUGUAGGGUAUUUCGGUCUUUGCGUCGGAGUUCUAGAUGACUUCGUCUGCGUACCGACAACAGGAGCUUCAGUCGAAACCAUCCUAAGACGUCUUAACGAGACUAAGCUUAUGAACUCGAAGCUUGCAUUUGGCGAGGAUAUCGAUCUACUAUUGAGACUCGCCACUGUGCUACAGUCCAAGAUCCUUCUAUGCAUCUCGGCUGCCGCUGGAGUCUUUUUCAUCCUAGCACUUAUACCUCUGUUACUGUUGAAGCGAAAUCAGAAAAAGCUAGGAAACAAGACUGCUCUAAAGAAGAAGGAUCUGUGGAAGAAAUGCCUCAUGGUAUGCGUUUGGUCUUCAGUGGGACUAGCUGUUGCAGCAGCUGUCGGGAUUGGCCAAAGCGCCGCAGCUAUGCAACAGAUCACAACUCCUGAGCAUCAGUCGCUUGUUUAAAUCAAAAGCGGAACUGCUUUACAAACGCUUCAGUGGGCGACUGUUGCGACUUCCGUGUUGUUUGGGCUUG
Molecule: messenger RNA, 605 nt
Organism: Lindgomyces ingoldianus
Lineage: Eukaryota; Fungi; Ascomycota; Dothideomycetes; Pleosporales; Lindgomycetaceae
Exons: 2
Coding region: 212-535 (107 amino acids)
Source: RefSeq, a predicted model, not a curated record